Owenia fusiformis is the source of this 1108-nucleotide messenger RNA. Lineage: Eukaryota; Metazoa; Annelida; Polychaeta; Sabellida; Oweniidae. The record is from the annotation of a GenBank genome assembly.
UGUUGACAACCACUUACUUCAGGUCACAAGACAUGAUAGAAAGGAACUUAUACGACCAGAAAAUGCCUGGAUGACAUGGCAUAUAGAGGAUUCUCAAUUCGGACAUUUGUUCGACCAUUGUCCGUGGGCCUUGGACCAGGCGUUUCACAACUACACAUUUAUUGUUGGUCCCAUCAAUAACCAUGAUCCAAAAGUGAAUGAGUCAAUCACAUCGAUUGAGGUUAAACUCCCAAUAUAUGAGAAACAGUAUAUUUCCACCAUUGAUGCAACUGAUACUGACAAUGAUGGUAUCAGGUUUAUCUUAAUUGAAAAUUCUGACUAUUUCCAAAUUGAUAGCAGCAGUGGUGUUAUCACAGCAGUUCAAAAUAUUGAAUCAUUGAUUGGCAAAGAAACUAUCCACGUUGGUGUUGAAGAUGAUGGAAUUCCAUCAAGGAAAAGUAUUAGUGUAAUUGAUGUAAUAUUUGAAACUGCUGAUAUAACAACAAAAGCAAUGACAUCUCAUCACACGGCUGAAACUAAAAAUGCAACAGUCCAUCUAGAACUAACUACAGCGACACCUGCUUCUAGUACAACCACAAGGGCAACAACAUUCAAUUACACAGUUGAAACCACAGUUGGGAUAACCCAUACGGAACGUACUACUUUCACAUAUGCGACUAAGAGCACCACAAAUGCAGCAACAACCAGUCACACAGACAACACCACAGAUGGAAUAAUCCAUACAGAAAGUACUCCAAUGAUAUCUACUACUAAUAGAACUGCAAAUGCAACCACACUUGACCAUACAAUCGAAACCACAGAUGGGAUAUCCCAUACAGAACAAACUACAACUGACAUCUACAGCAAUGUUACACACUCAGCAACUACGGUUCUUGGGUCCACCUUUGAAGAAAAUUAUUCAACAACACCUGACACAACGAUAUCCAUGAAGCCUACAGUGACUUCUGGAUCAUCAACUCCUUCCAAAAAUUCUGGGUUGCUUUCUUUGUUGUUGACGUUGAAUAUGUUGUGGAAGGCCGUGUUCAGUAAUGUCAAUGCUCCUGAAACAAGCAGUUUGACCGAUUUAAUAUUGCGACUAUUAUACGAUGCAUUCCAAGGAGUGCCAAAU